UCCGCCCCCCUCCCCCCUCCUCCUCGGCCGCGCGCCCCGCACCCUCCGCAUGACCCAGACUCGCGGUGUCCCCUCGCCUCCUCCUUCCAGCAGCCACCCCUGGAGGCAACUGGGAGAACCCCCCCCAAAUCGGAUCACCACUCCCAUUAAAAAACCCGACUCCUGACCUCUCCCUGCCCCUUGGGUCGGCCGCGGAACCGGUAGGCUCAGGCCUGGGGCCCACCGUCCUAGACUGCGGGGCGUCCCGGCUCCCGGCCAAAGGCGGGGCGGGGGCGGAGGCGGGGGCCUUUAAGAGGCGCGGCCGGCCAGGACCCGACCUAGACGCGGGCAGCGCCUGGACUCGCCGCCGCCGCGGGACUCGGGCAGCCCCGCAGCGCUCCGGCUCCUCCUCCUCUCACGACCGCCCUCCGCAGCGAUGGACGGAGACGGUGAACCAGAGAGUGUGGGCCAGCCGGAGGAGGUGAGCCCGGAGGGGCAGCAGGAGGAAGCGGGCGCGGAGGAGGCGAGCGCCGGGGAGGAGCGGCCCGAGGAGGAGGAGGAGGAAGAGGAGGCGGCGUACCUGGACGGGCUGCCCGAGCCGCUGCUGCUGCGCGUGCUGGCCGAGCUACCGGCCGCCGAGCUGGUGCAGGCCUGCCGCCUGGUGUGCCUGCGCUGGAAGGAGCUGGUGGACGGCGCCCCCCUCUGGCUGCUCAAGUGCCAGCAGGAGGGGCUGGUGCCCGAGGGCGGCGCGGAGGACGAGCGCGACCACUGGCAGCAGUUCUACUUCCUGAGCAAGCGGCGGCGCAACCUUCUGCGCAACCCGUGCGGGGAAGAGGACCUGGAGGGCUGGUGCGACGUGGAGCACGGCGGGGACGGCUGGAGGGUGGAGGACCUGCCCGGAGACUGUGGGGCGGAAUUCAUCCACGACGAGAGCGUCAAGAAGUACUUCGCCUCCUCCUUUGAGUGGUGUCGCAAAGCGCAGGUCAUCGACCUGCAGGCUGAGGGCUACUGGGAGGAGCUGCUGGACACCACUCAGCCGGCCAUCGCGGUGAAGGACUGGUACUCAGGCCGCAGGGACGCCGGCUGCCUGUACGAGCUCACGGUGAAGCUGCUGUCAGAGCACGAGGACGUGCUGGCCGAGUUCAGCAGCGGGCAGGUGGCGGUGCCCCCGGACAGCGACGACGCGGGCUGGAUCCAGAUCUCCCACACCUUCACCGACUAUGGGCCCGGUGUCCGCUUUGUCCGCUUCGAGCAUGGGGGUCAGGACUCCGUCUACUGGAAGGGCUGGUUCGGGGCCCGAGUGACCAACAGCAGCGUGUGGGUGGAGCCCUGAGUGACCCCUUCUCCACCCUCAGCCGCCUUGGAGGGGCAGAGGCCUGGAGUAGAUAAACCUUAGUCCGUAGCAUCCUCACUUCCCAUCCCCCACCUCCACCCGCACCCCCACACACUCCUCUCCUGCCCCGUACUCCAAGCUCAGCCCCCACACUGGGAAGGAGGCGUUUUGUUGGCGUAUUUUUGCAUCUGGAAAUAAGAUGGGUGAGGGUAUGGGCCUGGGUUGGGCCCACCGCUGAAUCCCCUGCACCUAGUACAGUGCCUGCCACAAAGCAGGCACCUAAUAAAUAUUAUUUGUCCGAGGAAGGAAUGAAUGAACAAACGGAUGAAUGAACACCGCUCCCUUUGCAUCCUUCUCCAUCUCUUGAGGGCCCCUGGCCCAGCCUGGAAAAAUACUUGGUGACUCUCCAGCUGCUCCGGUUUCCAAAGGCCCUUGGGCCGGUGCAGAGCCAGCCAGGCCCCGGGCUGGCUGGACAAAGGCUGGGAUUGUGAGGCCAAGGAGUGGGGAGCUGGGCCUGGCGCCUGACUGACACCCAAGCUGCCCAGAGGCCAGAAUAGGGUGUUGUGUGUGUGGGUUGCCCUCCAGGCCUCUCCUGAUCCCCCUCCUGUUCCUUUCUGAGGGCAGGAUGGUGGGUGGCAGCAGCAUCUCACUUAGGAUGCGAAUUCUCCUGGGCCCAAGGGGUGGAUGGGGUUGGGCAGAUGGGGGUGGUGGCAGCCAGGGGAGUGGCUUGAUGUCCCUCCCUGGCCUGCUGAUGGAUUGAACAGGAGCAUCUUGUUUCUCGUCAUUUCCUUCCUUCCUUCCUUCCUUCCUUCCUU
Messenger RNA from Hyaena hyaena (striped hyena), 2127 nucleotides. It is a transcript of the gene FBXO2, whose product is annotated as F-box protein 2. Gene Ontology annotation, molecular function: ubiquitin protein ligase activity; protein binding. Gene Ontology annotation, cellular component: SCF ubiquitin ligase complex; cytoplasm. Lineage: Eukaryota; Metazoa; Chordata; Mammalia; Carnivora; Hyaenidae. The transcript has 6 exons. Bases 416 to 1312 code for a protein of 298 amino acids. The record is from RefSeq and is a predicted model, not a curated record. Gene Ontology annotation, biological process: SCF-dependent proteasomal ubiquitin-dependent protein catabolic process; glycoprotein catabolic process.